UAUACGUCAGUCGGCCUCCAUCGCGCGCGCGCGUCAUCGUCGGGUCGUGCAAAACGGCGCACAAAGCUCAUAUAAUUUCGCAGACUCUAACGCGAAAGAUCCGUGUCGGCCUCGGGUUUCAUCCGCCCAGUCAUCGUCAGCAUUAUCACGACCGUCAUCGAACAGAUCGUCGACGGAACGCGACUUCAUCCCCCCGAGAAACGACGAAGUGCGCAGCGACAAAGAGAUCGAACUGCGUGCGUGCGUACUGGAGCAGGUACACAGCCUAUUAAAAGGCAGCUAGAGGGAGAAAGAGAGAACGAGAGAGAGAGAGAGAGGAGGCAGCAUUGCCGAGUGACAUAUAGAUUGACAAGGGUGGCCCAUUAGGGUGACGGGGUGUGUUGCUCCUCGGCCAACAGCUGUAGUCGCUGGCUCCGUUUUUUCUCCGUUUCGCGAUUCGAUCCUAAGCACGUUCCGUCUCGCUUCUACGCUCCAUUCUAUCCCCUUCCCCCCCGCCUUAGACGGCGGCGGCGGCGGUGGCAGCAGCAGCAGAAGCAGCAGCUGAGGAAGACCAGAAGACCCUCGGCGGGGCGCACGUCGUCGUCGCGUUGCGUCGCGUCGCGUCGCGUCGCACUCGCCCUAGAGGCUGUCACGCGCGCUAUUAAUAUACCCCUCUGUGGCGCACGGCAGUCGUUCACGAACGUCUUUCGAGUGUGGACGGUAGCGGGGAAGUGUCUGUGCCAUGCACGGCGAGUAGGAGCCGCAUAGGACGAAGCGAAUUAGCGGAGGAGUGACGUCUGCACCCGGGAAACGUGUCGCCCGCGCCACCAAGGAGAUUAAGUGAAAAAGAGAGAGAAAGAGAGAGAGAGAGACGUGAGAAGAGGCACGCUGGACGUCGUGGAGCGCCGUCGACGCCGCCGACGACUGAUACUACUACGACGACGACGUCGAUCGACGUGCACGCGAUCCGACGAUGCAGUCCGAUCCGGAGACGAUGGAGCGACUCGGGGCGUGGGACCGGCGAGUCCAGGCUGGUCGCCGGUUCCUGGACCGAGCCAUAGAGUGGCUUUUCUGGGACGUAUGGUACUGGAUGUAUCGGCGAGCGAUGGGGAUCGAGGGGAACCCACCGUCCCAGGAGAAGACGUCCGCGUCGUCGAGCGACUCCGAUAUGUACAGCACCGGAUUCAUGAGGUGCCGGAACGAGAUGUGCCGGUAUUUCACCGCUUUCGAGAAGACGAUGCUCUGGACGGGCAAGACCUUCUUCGUCAACCUCUGCCUGUUCAUCGUGCUCGUCAUGACAUUCUGGAUCUAUACCUUGAUGGGAAUGGCGUCACCAAUACUUCCAUAUAAACUUGCCGGCGUGUAUUGUGCUAGCCAAUUGAUAUUCACUCUCAAAUUCGUAGACUCCUUGGUUCCUGCAGUGGAUCGAAGGGACUGCUGUGGACUUCACUGGACAUGGAUGGCCUUGCAGAAGUUGCGGACCGAAAAACCAGGAUUGCAUUGCCUCGCCCUUUGUCUCAUGGCCUUACUCAUAUGGUUCCUCGAGCACAUCCAUAUGUCAACCAUGUACUUCAUGUACUGCAGCAUAUUAUUGGUAUCUCUGAUACUGCGAUUUCCCAUAAAACAGUUUGACAAAGCACGAGAUUACUUCAUGUUACACAAAGACUGGAAAUAUGACAGUGAUAUCGAGGAUGAUGAGUUUUUACCUGUGGUAACAGAAGCGAAUCUGCUGGUAUUAACUCGAGUGGGAGAGACGGGCGAUCAUUCGCCAACACCGACGAGUGUGCAAUCGGACACUCCGAAUGAUUCUUUCUACGACGAGAAUUUCUUAGAGAUUCUCCAGAAGAUAGAAUUCCAUUUGCCCCUCCAUGAAGAAGGUAGCACCGACGGUGUCGAACUAUCGGAACCGGAGCUCAGCGUCGGCGAGAACGACGCCGAAGAGGACGGUAUAAAGUUUCAGACCGGUCACUUCAAGAAGAGUUCCUCGUCCUCUUCCGAGGAGGAAGUCUUCGACGCGAAGAAAAUCGCGGCCAGCAGUGACGAGAGCAACGGCGAUAGUGACUUCGAGGUAAUCGACAAGGAGGAAAUAGCAAAGAUAAAAAUAUGAUGCAAUUUGAGGCGAAAAAAAAAGAAACGAAGGAAUUAUUGCGCGCGACAUUAAGUUAUGAUGUUAAGCUAAAAGAAAACCAUCUCUGAUCUCUGUAAUCGGCCGCGAACGAGAUAAAAAAUUUAAUCCAGCAACGAUAUAGCGAUUUCGCUUAAAGCACAAUCGUCUCGGCCGAAUGUGAUGGUAAAUUGAGAUAAAAGAAAAUAAUAUAUCGUUUAAGUUACAUAAUUAUCUCCCGAUCGCAACGUUGUACUCGCGCGCG
Messenger RNA from Mycetomoellerius zeteki, 2348 nucleotides. RefSeq lists its product as uncharacterized. The record is from RefSeq and is a predicted model, not a curated record. The transcript is spliced from 6 exons. Bases 953 to 2086 code for a protein of 377 amino acids. NCBI's taxonomy places the organism in Eukaryota, Metazoa, Arthropoda, Insecta, Hymenoptera, Formicidae.